This is a messenger RNA of Didymosphaeria variabile, 6594 nucleotides long. RefSeq lists its product as uncharacterized. Gene Ontology annotation, biological process: cell wall modification. The record is from RefSeq and is a predicted model, not a curated record. Gene Ontology annotation, molecular function: pectinesterase activity. The transcript has 4 exons. NCBI's taxonomy places the organism in Eukaryota, Fungi, Ascomycota, Dothideomycetes, Pleosporales, Didymosphaeriaceae. The coding region runs from base 1 to 6594 and encodes 2197 amino acids.
AUGCUUUCAUCUCUCCUCCUACUGCUCCUUGCGGGUCGGAGCAUUGCACAACAAGCUGCCUUGUCUGCCGUGACAGUGGCCGCCGAUGGAACUGGCCAAUACACUGCCAUUAAUGCUGCUAUUCUGUAUGCUCAGAGUCAAGGAAUUCCUACUGUGACGGUCAAGGCUGGGACAUACACCGAGGGCGUUGUGAUUCAAGCCACCGCGGCAGUCACCAUCGUGGGAGAAACAACCGAUGCCGACGCCUACUCCUCGAACCUCGUAACCAUUUCAAACACCGCAGCCCCGGUAACCUAUAACGUUGCGACUCGAGGACUUACCUGGAAGAACAUCAACUUUUACAACACGAAUGCUGCCUCCGCUGCAGGUUUCAUGUACCUCCGCGGAUCCCAGAAUGCAUUCUACUCCUGCCAAUUCGUCGCCGCGGGGUCUGUUGGCUUCAGCACGAACUACGCGUCAGCACUCAUUGCGAACUCUUACAUUGAGGCUGCGGACAAGCUCAUCUACUCUUAUCCUUCACUCUACAUCUACGGCUCGACAAUCGCAGCUACAGCCAAAAGUGCUCUGAUCACAUACAACAAGGGUGCAAUCUCGGGAGGAAUCCAAUACAAUUCGACCAUCGUGUUCGACUCGUGCUCGGUAAUCCAGAAGCCAGGAACAACAAACAACUACGUCUAUCUGGCAUCUGCCAACGGUGUGGGAUCCGUUGUGCUCUAUCGCAACACCGCCAUGGCUAGCUGCAUUGCUCCAUCCGGUGUCCACGUCGACACAAGCACUCAGAAUACUGCAAACACCUACUACGAGUAUUUGUCCACGGGUGCUGGAAGCUACCAGAACAACCAGGCUUCCCGUACUCCAUAUGCAGCCAACUACUUCUCUGUCACGGAUCCGGCCCAGCUUGCGCCUUUUGGUCUCGCCAACUUCUUCGCCAACGCAUAUCCCUCGGUGGCAACUACUAGCCUCUCGUGGAUUGACUCAAAGGUCUUGAGCGCCAUGCAGGCUAGCGACGCGGCACAAGAAAGCCAAGGCAUCGGAUGCAAGCUCUGUCCAGAGUUCAAGUGCUGCUUCAGCAACAACAAUGAUGACUUUGACCUCAUCGGGGUCCUCUGCUGGUUCUGCCACCACCCUAUCGUCCUCAAGCGUCGUGUCAUCCAGCGCUUCUGCAAGCGCCACGGGUUGCAUUUUGCCAUCUUCAUUGCCGAUUUGCCUCUUGACUCUACUGUUCAGACCAUCUACAUCCUGGCCGGCGUAUACAGCGAGCAGGUGGUGUUUCCCAACGCCAGAACCGGUGCAACGACCUUCCGCGGAGAGGCUGCCAACCCUCUAUCUCGAUCGGGAAACACCGUUACCAUUAAAACUAAUGGCGGUGUUUUGUCGAGCGCGGGAGCUGGUGCGGGCACUGGAGCUUUCCAGUCCACGCAGUAUUACACAAACCAGCUCACCUUUUACAACAUCAACUUCGAGAACAGUUACACGCCGACGACCAAUUAUCAGGCGGUUGCUGUUUCGAUCAAGCCAAAGAAGGCGGGCUUUUAUUCCUGCAAUAUCAAGUCAUCCCAAGGUACCUUGCUCCUCAACUACGGAGCCUUCUACUUCUCCAACUGCCACAUCGAGGGCACAACAGAUUUUGUGUGGGGCCAAGGAGCUGCUUACAUUUACAAUUCUGAGAUUGUUGAGACGAGUACCAGUACUGGACUAACUAUUGCGGCUCAAAGUUACCAGACGUCCGUGGGGGGCUCAAUCAUUGUGUUUGAUCACUGCGCUGUAGUCCCUGGCAGCUCGUCUGUGCCGACAGGUUCCACCUACCUUGGCAGAGACUACUCGACUUCGCCGCACGUGGCUUACACCAACUCGUACCUUGACAACCACAUCAUCCCCGCUGGGUGGAAGGUCUCGUCGUCUAGCGCGUCGCCCGUCUUUGUAGAAUCAAACAACACCGGUCCCGGAUCAUCCACGACAUCUCGAAUUUCUAGCGCUCAGAUUCUGUCAGACGCCUCGGCUUACUCCGCUGCCAAUGUUCUUGGAGAUGUCAGCUGGCUCGAUAAUAAUGCCAUUGCCCCUUUCUCCGGUUUCCCAGAUUCAGUGUAUCUAAACACCGCCACGACAGCCUCGAGCUCAUCCAUGAUUGCUACCACCAUUUCGGCUUCGUCGGUGGCUUCCACUGCUACAAACUCGGUAUCCGCAGGCUAUACUGUUGCGCCUACACCAACAGCUGGUCAAUACGGUUCUGUCAUGUCUGCUGUGGCUGCCCUUCCCAAUGAUGGGCAAGCAUACUCAAUCUAUAUCCUCGCUGGAACAUAUACUGAGCAAGUCUGGGUCAACCGCACCGGCAAGGUGACACUGCGGGGAGAGACUCAAAGUCCCAAUGACUAUUCCCAAAACGUGGUGAAGAUACAGUUCAGCUAUGGAGUUUCCACGAGCGCCAACCAAAAUGAGCUGACCCCAGUCAUCAACUCCAAGAAAACGGAUGGAUCUGGUCUAGCGCUUUACAAUAUCGACUUCGUCAACAUCUACCCUCAAACAUCAAACACGGCGGCUCUAGCAGCUGACUUUUACGGCAACAACAUGGCUGCCUAUGGAUGCUCAUUCAUCGGUUUCCAGGACACUCUACUAGCCAACCAAGGUGUUCAAGUGUUCAGCAAUUGCUACAUUGAGGGUAGCGUGGACUUCAUCUGGGGCUACUCCAAGGCCUAUUUCCAUCAAUGUAAAAUUGCUUCAAACACUGCUGGUGCCUACAUCACAGCUCAAAAUCGACCCAGCGCCAGCUCUGCAGGUGGUUACAUUUUCGACUCGUGCUACGUCACAUACACCAGUUCCUACGGUUCAUCUACUGGAACAACGUACCUCGGGCGUCCGUGGUCUCAGUAUGCCAUUGUGGUGUACAUGAACUCGUAUCUAGACAAACACAUUGCAUCUGCAGGCUGGAAUGUAUGGUCCACCAGCGAUCCUCGAACUGCGAAUGUCAUGUUUGGCGAAUACAACAACACCGGUCCAGGAAAUUGGAGCACUUCUCGUGUCUCAUACGCGACGAAUCUCACCUCGUCACAGGCAUCUGCGUACACGCUAACCUCCUUCAUCGGUGCUACCGACUGGAUCGACAUGACGGCUUACAACUAUGCGCCGAGCUUCACCCUAGGCGUCACCCCAACUCAAUCAACUAGCCCAACCGCGUCUUCUUCCGCAGCGGCUAUUUGGGCGCAUCCCACCAGUGGCACUGUUCCUCCCACUGGCGCUGUGCUUGUCUCGUCUGGCGGGUCGGUCAAUGGAUCCUACAGCAACCUGACUUCUGCCUUGGCCAGUCUCCCGAGCGACUCCAGCACCCAAAUCAUCUUCAUGUAUGCUGGAACGUAUGAGGAGCAGGUACAGAGCGUCUCUAGAGCGGGUCCAGUCAUGAUCAUCGGUUACACCGAAGGCAAUCCGGGUCAGUCAUACGCAAGCAACACGGUCACAAUCACCAACGCACGUGGUCUGUCCGUUAGCCCCCUGCCGGUCGGUCACAGCGAUGCCGAGACUGCUACAUUCUCUACCGGCAGCACCAAGAUCAGCAUGUACAACGUCAAUAUAAUCAACAGUGAUAACUUGGACGGUCUCACACCCAGCUAUGUCACUCUCGCUGGAAGCAUCUAUGGCAAUCAUAUUGGCUUCUACGGUUGCUCAUUCAUCGGCUGGCAAGAUACCCUGCUUACUGGCGCCACCAAUGGCUACCAAUACUACGAAUCCUCAUACAUAGAGGGUGCUAUUGAUUUCAUCUGGGGUUACUCAAAGGCCUACUUCAAGGGAUGCACGAUUGGUGCCAAGCGGCAAAAGUCGGCCAUCACCGCCCAGAGUCGUGCGCCAUCCUCGGCGAUUGGUGGCUACAUUUUCGACCAGUGUCUCUUCAAGGCAGCAGACAGUGCGACGGUGGACUUGACUCAGAGUGUGUUCCUCGGAAGACCAUACUCUAGUUACGCUACCGUCAUCGUGAAGAACAGCUACCUGACUGACAUCAUCAACCCAUCUGGAUGGAAGACCUGGGGAGCCACCAACCCACAAACGGACCACAUUACGUUUGCCGAGUACAACAACGUUGGACCCGGUAACUGGGAGAACAAUGCUGCAGCCAGAAUAGCCUGGCAAAACUGCACGUUGCUGACCACCGACUCGUACCCUCUCGCGACAGUCAUGGACAGCACGGACUGGAUCGACAUGACAUACUGGGACACAAUAUCUACUCCCCAGCCGGCUACCAUAGUCACUCCUGAACCCGGAAACACUACGUAUGACGGAACUAUACCACCAGCAGGAGCUUACAUCGUGUCCAAGACCGCCAUUGAAGGCAAGACAACUUAUGAUACUAUACAAAAAGCUCUGGACGUUUUGCCCACAUCCAGCAAGGUCACCGCGACUGUCUUCAUCUACCCUGGUGUCUACGAGGAACAACUCGUGUUGAACAAGUCUGGCACGACCAUAUUCAUGGGCUACACUGCUGCUACUGAAGACUACACUCAAAACCAGGUUACCAUUACCUAUGCUCAUGGCAUAGACACACAGGCAGACGCAUCCAACUCGGACUCGGCUACUGUUUAUGCCACUGGGAAUUACUUUCAGGCCAUCAACAUCAAUUUUGCUAAUACCUAUGGCACUGCGAAGAACUUUGCUACACUUGGUUUCGGUGUUAAAAGCAGCAAGUACGCCUCGCUAUACGGAUGCCAGGUAUAUGGCAACCAGGAUGCCCUCCUCAUCAAUGGCUUCUUCUUUGCCUCGAAUUCCCUGAUCCAAGGCAGCAUCGACAUGAUCUGGGGAAGCGGAGCGGGCUACUUCCUAAACACCACCAUAUCACCAAACACAGACGACGUCUCACUGACAGCAAGCAAACGGCUCACAAACACCACUGCGGCCGGCUUCGUGUUCGAUCAGUGCACGGUGACUCCCGUCAGCGGCAGUUCUUACUCCGAAAUCUCUCUUGGCCGACCCUGGAAUAACUUCGCCCGCGUUGCUUUCAUCGAGAGCUACCUUGGCUCUUGUGUUGAAGCCGCAGGAUGGGAGGCAUGGUCAAAGACCGCUCCUCAAACUGAUGGCGUUCUCUUUGGUGAGCUGGCCAAUUACGGUCCUGGUGCAUCGACGUCUGGUCGCGCCUCAUUUGCCACCCAGCUCACUGCUGGUUCUGCAGCGCAGUUUGAGCUGGCCAGCUUCUUUGCGUCAACUUCCUGGAUCAACAUGACAUUGGUGCAUGGAACUCCGUUCUCUGCUGGGACCGUCAUCGUUCCUACGCAAUUACCGAGUUCAGUUUCGUCGACAUCGAUGGCAAGCUCCACCUCCUCGCUGCUUUCAUCCUCUACGCUGCUUCCCAUCUCAACCAUUACAGUGACAACCACGAAGUUUUCGACAGUCAAAGCGACAUUCUCUACGACCACUACGAUUCCCGGCGCAACUCUCACCAAGUUACACACUACCACUGUAGAUGUAGAAACUACAAUCACUCCCGCACCGGUGACGAAGAAUAUUGUAGAGAAGACAUCAACGAUUCAAACCUACACAGUAACCGAACCAGAUGAGACCAUUACCCAGACAUCUACUUCGUAUGUGAACAUUGCCUCUACCGUAACACCAGACCCAACCGUCAAGAUCUCGACCGUCACGCAGGGAUCAUUGGUAUACAGUGUAAAGACGACUACAGGAAAGGCGUCAACCGUGGCGAGCACUUCUACAACUACGGCGCUGACGACAGUAACACCCGAUCCGAAGACAAUUACCAUCUCGCAAGGAUCCACUAUCACGAGCUUGUACACCACUACGGCAAAGGCCGUCAAAGCUACGAGCACGACUACGAAGACUGUUGGAAGUGACGCAGAGACUACGGUCGAGGCAAAGGCUACAACUGUCUAUUCGACGGCGUACACGACUGCUACGACGACGAAGAAGAGCACGUCGACUUUGACUUGUAUACCAACUGCCAACAAGAUCCGUCGUGAUCUUGAGCAGCUCGCUGGUCGUGCCGCAUCUGCCCCGACCGUGACUGUAACCAUCACUUCUCCCCUCACCUCAAUUGUCAAGACGUCCAUAAUAACUAUUCCGGGUACUACCUACACCUCCGAUGUAUACACGACUAUUACCUCCAGCGACACCGUAUCCCUCAAGGCCUCAACUGUAACCAGCACAAGCUACUCAACGAGCACCAAACUCACAACUACGACGCUCCAGGGCUCGACAGCCACAGCCUUUGUCAUCAAGACAAGCGCAACCGGCAAGGUUACAACCCUGGCGAGAUCUACAUCGACUGUCCUCCAGACCGUGAUGACGACCUCAACAUCCGUGUCCACGUCCACAGUGCCAGGCCCAACGACGACGAGCGUCAAGUUUGUCUCCAUCAAGAGCACCACGACCCUACCCACACAGACUAUUACAAAGACGUCUAGCAAAGAUGUAACAGUGAAGAGUACAACGACGCUACCUGCGAGCACGUCCGUUGUGUGGAAGACGGUUACGCAGUCGCUAAAGCCUACGGCUACGGUGACUAGCCAGGCGACGGUGUAUAAGACUAGUCUGGUUAAGCAGACGCAGACUGUGACGAGCUGGGCGACGACGACGAAGAAGAAUGCUCCUACUUGUGCAUAA